GCCUAGCUUUUGCACAAGUGAUUUAUAUAGGCAAUGAGGGUCCACCCACUGGAGACUUGUAGUUUUCUUCUUUCUUGUUUUGCUUCUCAUUGCAGGCUGUUUUUAGUCAAACUGGGAGGCGUUUCAUUGUAUGCUUGCCUUAUUGAGGUACAUCAGAUAUAUUCUGCUAGACACUUGAAGAUAUAGACAUGGGUCCUUGGAUGCAUUGUUGGACUUUGCUAUGUUCUUGCUUUUUUGCUUCACACACUACUCACUCGUUCGUCUUGACCCAAUCACCGGGACUCACACACGUCUCAGUCGGUGGUUCUGUAGAAUUGAGAUGUAUAUUUGAGCAGACCGUUAGGUACUGCUUUAAUGCUGCUGCGUGGGAAAAGUUGAAUCUACGGACUGGAAAACUCACGGCAGUGAAUACUAACCAUGAGAAUAAAGUUCGACAACAUAAUGAUAAAACUUGCGUUUUGAUUCUUAACAACUUAACCAAGAAAGAUUCAGGCAUGUACUAUUGCAUUGGCCAUUAUAACCAAAUGGCUAUGAUCGGCAAUGGGACCAGGGUGAUCGUAACAGAUCACUCUGAACCAGAACUCUCCAUCUUAUUCUCACCACAUGAACCGGACUCACCAUCGGUAUCGCUGCAGUGUCUCGUGACUGGACUUGACCCGUCUCAGGUGCGCGUCUUCUGGAUGAUUGGAGAGAAUGUGCUUUCUGGAUGGACUGAGUCCGCCUGGACAGACGACACUGAUUCAGCCACAGAAUUCACACGGGCUCAUCUCUCUGUUUCUGCAGAGGACUGGAAUGAAGCUGAUGAAAUUCACUGCUUUGCUGAAUAUGAUGGCAAAAACAUCUCCGAAACACUGAUGGGAUACAAACCCGAACCUGAAAUCUUCUUGUGGCUUGUGUACGCCGGCUGUGUGGCAGCGCUCCUUACCAUACUUCUAACCGGUAUUAUGUCUGUGGGAUUAUAUCGAGUUUGA
Messenger RNA from Sinocyclocheilus grahami, 971 nucleotides. RefSeq lists its product as uncharacterized. NCBI's taxonomy places the organism in Eukaryota, Metazoa, Chordata, Actinopteri, Cypriniformes, Cyprinidae. The coding region runs from base 189 to 971 and encodes 260 amino acids. The record is from RefSeq and is a predicted model, not a curated record. The transcript is spliced from 5 exons.